AUGAACGUAGCGCCUCGACUCGCGCGAAGCUCAGCCCGCGCGGCUUCUUCACAAUGGUUAUGUUUCUUCUGCCAGAAUGCCCGCCCGAAGCUCCAGCGGAAUGCCUUCAACUUUGCCCGCAAUGCAUCGAAUAACGCCCGCGCGGGACAGCCUUAUACACCGACGAUGGACGAGAUUCGUGCGCAUUAUAGCAAGAAGAACAGAACCGUAGCGUACUAUGUCUUGAGUACAAUCCUCGGAUUUGUAACCCUCACUUAUGGCUCUGUGCCCUUGUACAAGAUGAUCUGCCAGACUACCGGCUGGGGCGGUCAACCUGUACGUGCCCACGGCGGUCCAGGAUCAGGUGAUGACGGCGAUCUCGCAAGUCGACUCGUGCCCGUCAAAGACGCAAAGCGAAUCAAAGUCACAUUCAGUGCCUCUGUGUCCGAUGUCCUGCCCUGGAAGUUCGUCCCUCAGCAGCGAGAAGUGCGAGUUCUCCCUGGUGAGACCGCACUGGCUUUCUACAAGGCCACCAACAAUAGUGACCAGGACAUCAUCGGAGUUGCUACCUACAGUGUGACACCUGGCCAGUGUGCGCCUUACUUCAGCAAGAUCCAGUGUUUCUGCUUCGAGGAGCAGCGCCUCAAUGCGGGCGAGACUGUGGACAUGCCCGUAUUCUUCUACUUGGAUCCCGAUCUGCUCAAUGAUAUGAAUAUGAGGGGCGUAGAGACGGUGACAUUGAGUUACACCUUCUUCAAAGCAAGAUACGAUAACAAUGGCCGAUUCCAGAGACCUAUGUCUGCAUAG
Messenger RNA from Fusarium musae, 786 nucleotides. RefSeq lists its product as uncharacterized. The record is from RefSeq and is a predicted model, not a curated record. Gene Ontology annotation, molecular function: copper ion binding. The transcript has 4 exons. Gene Ontology annotation, cellular component: mitochondrial inner membrane. The coding region runs from base 1 to 786 and encodes 261 amino acids. NCBI's taxonomy places the organism in Eukaryota, Fungi, Ascomycota, Sordariomycetes, Hypocreales, Nectriaceae.